Protobothrops mucrosquamatus (brown spotted pit viper) is the source of this 1554-nucleotide messenger RNA. RefSeq names its product solute carrier family 2, facilitated glucose transporter member 5. Bases 1 to 1554 code for a protein of 517 amino acids. The record is from RefSeq and is a predicted model, not a curated record. Gene Ontology annotation, cellular component: membrane. Gene Ontology annotation, molecular function: hexose transmembrane transporter activity. The transcript has 12 exons. Gene Ontology annotation, biological process: monosaccharide transmembrane transport. Lineage: Eukaryota; Metazoa; Chordata; Lepidosauria; Squamata; Viperidae.
AUGUCCCCCAACUACAAUUCCAAUAAGCCCCAGGCUGCGCUCGUGGGCGGUAAAAUGACUUUGAUGCUUUCUCUAGUGACCCUCGUCGCCGCCUUCGGAUCGUCCUUCCAGUAUGGAUAUAACGUCUCCGUGAUCAAUUCUCCAGCUCCGUUCAUGCAACAAUUUUACAAUGAAACGUACCAGGGACGAUACAGCGAAUAUAUGGACGAGAGCUUGAUGACGGCUCUCUGGUCUUUGAGUGUGUCCUUCUUCCCACUUGGGGGGUUCUUUGGAUCAUUGAUGGUGGGGCCCAUGGUGAACAACUGUGGCAGAAAGGGCACCCUCCUCAUCAACAACAUCUUCUCCAUCGUCCCCGCCAUCCUCAUGGGGACCUCCAAGGUAGCCAAGACCUUUGAAGUGAUCAUCAUUUGCCGCAUCAUUAUUGGCAUCUGCGCAGGCCUUUCUUCCAACGUGGUCCCCAUGUACCUUGGUGAGAUGUCCCCCAAAAACCUUCGAGGCGCUAUCGGGGUGAUGCCGCAGCUGUUCAUCACGGUGGGGAUCCUGGCGGCUCAGAUUCUCGGCAUGAGGAUGAUCCUCGGGAGCGCCGAAGGCUGGCCAGUCCUCAUGGCUCUUACGGGAGUCCCUGCUGUGUUGCAGCUUUUCUUACUGCCGUUUUUCCCCGAGAGUCCCAGGUAUCUGCUGAUCCAGAAAGGCGACGAAGAGGGCGCAAGGACAGCUUUGAGGAAGCUGCGAGGCUCGGAUGACGUGGAGGACGAGAUGGAGGAGAUGCGGCAGGAAGACCAAGCGGAAAAAGCCGAAGGGCGGAUGUCGGUGUUGACCCUCUUCACUUACCCAGGCCUCCGCUGGCAGCUCAUCUCCAUCGUUGUCAUGAUGAUGGGGCAGCAGCUCUCUGGGGUCAACGCGGUGUAUUACUACGCGGACCGGAUUUACUCCAACGCCGGGAUUGCGGAAAGCCGCGUUCAGUUCGUCACGGUGGGGACGGGAGCUGUCAACGUGGUGAUGACUAUCAUUGCGGUCUUUAUCGUCGAGGCUCUGGGACGAAGGAUUUUGCUUCUGGUUGGUUUCGGGGUCUGCUGCGUUGCCUGUGCGGUGCUAACCCUAGCCCUAAACCUCAAGGCGAUUUGGUGGAUGCCUUACCUCAGCAUUGCCUGUGUAAUCGUUUACGUCAUGGGACACGCCAUUGGUGCAAGCCCCAUUCCCAGCGUUAUGAUAAUGGAAAUGUUUCUGCAGUCCUCCCGCCCGGCAGCCUUUAUGGUGGGAGGGUCGGUCCACUGGCUGUCGAAUUUCACCGUGGGGCUGGUUUUCAGCUACUUGGAGCAAGGCCUCGGUCCUUACUGCUUCCUAAUUUUUUGUGCCAUCUGCCUGGCCACCGCCAUCUACGUCUUCCUCAUCGUCCCCGAAACGAAGAACAAAACCUUUAUGGAAAUCAACCAGAUCAUGGCCAAGAGGAACGGGACCGAAGAUCAGGCCGAGAAAGAUGAAUUGAAGGAUUUCACCGCCGUUUCCAUCCCGUACAGCAAGAAAGCCGACGGGGAGAGAAGCAGCGCGUUGUAA